Molecule: messenger RNA, 1644 nt
Organism: Dovyalis caffra
Lineage: Eukaryota; Viridiplantae; Streptophyta; Magnoliopsida; Malpighiales; Salicaceae
Source: the annotation of a GenBank genome assembly
AUGGUUUGCACCACUAAUGAUUUAUCAGCUUGGAAGGAUUUUCCAAAGGGCCUCAGAGUCCUCCUCCUCGACGAGGAUAGCAGUUCCACUGCCGAGAUAAAAUCAAAUCUGGAAGCAAUGGACUAUAUUGUUUAUACGUUCUGCAAUGAGAAUGAAGCCCUCUCAGCAAUUUCAAAUGAACCUGGAAACUUCCAUGUUGCUUUAGUGGAGGUGAGUGGGAGCAAUGUCAAUGGGAGUUUCAAGUUUCUAGAAAAUGCAAAGGACUUGCCAACCAUUAUGACUUCGAACAUUCAUUGCCUGAACACCAUGAUGAAGUGCAUAGCGCUUGGUGCAGUUGAGUUCCUUAGGAAACCACUCUCUGAGGAUAAACUGAGGAAUAUAUGGCAGCACGUGGUUCACAAGGCAUUUAAUGCAGGGGCGAGUGCUCAAUCCGAAUCACUGAAGCCUGUAAAGGAUUCUGUAGCUUCCAUGCUGGAGCUCAAAGUGGAACUUCGACAAGCUGAGACUGAGUACAUGGAGAAAACAGAAAAUGUGUCUCUGGCUCAGGAAAGUAAUGAGCAUCAAUCACCAGCUAGUGAUAAGUAUCCAGCUCCUUCAACCCCACAAUUGAAACAAGGAGGGCGGCUGCUGGAUGAUGGGGAUUGCCAAGACCAUAUUAACUGCUCAAUAGAAAAGGAGAGUGCGGAGCAAGAGGGGGAAUCUAAAUCUGUCGAAACUACUUAUGCCAUGUCUCAAGAAACUCUGCAGUUGGGGGAUCCUCAGAGCUUUGUAGAGACUGUGAUCAAAGAGGAGGAUAACUCAACUGACGGCGUCAAGAUUGAGAACAACAUAUGCCCCAAUCCACAAAAUAAAGAUGGUCUCAAAAAUUCAAAUGGAGGUGCCAAAAAAGCUUCUGGUCUUCAUAAUUCCUACAGGACUAGAGCUAAUAGAAAGAAGAUGAAGGUAGACUGGACACCAGAGCUUCACAAAAAAUUUGAGCAGGCGGUGGAAAAACUAGGUGUAGAUCAAGCGAUUCCUUCAAGAAUAUUAGAGCUAAUGAAAGUGGAAGGCUUGACAAGGCAUAAUGUAGCAAGUCAUCUGCAGAAAUAUCGAAUGCAUAGGAGACAUAUUUUGCCCAAGGAAGACGACAGACGGUGGCCGCAACAUAGAGAUCAAGUGCAAAGGAGUUACUAUCCACAUAAACCUAUCAUGGCAUAUCCUCCAUAUCAUCCUAACCAUGCUCUCCCACCACGUCCGGUCUAUCCUAUGUGGGGAGCAACAGGUAGUCACCCAGCUGGUGUGCACAUGUGGGGCCCACCCGGCUACCCCCCAUGGCCGACAACAGAAAGUUGGCACUGGAAGCCUUAUCCAGGGAUGCACGCAGAUGCAUGGGGUUGCCCUGUGAUGCCACCACAUAGUCCUUAUUCUUCCUUUCCUCAAAAUGCAUCUGGGUCUCAGAGUGCCAGCAUGGUCAAUAACAGCUGUGGCGUGACACAAAAGUCUUUUGACUUACAACCGGCCGAGGAGAUAAUCGACAAGGUAGUGAAAGAGGCAAUCAACAAGCCGUGGCUGCCGUUGCCCUUGGGCCUCAAGCCCCCGUCUACCGAUAGCGUCCUAGCGGAGCUCUCCAGGCAAGGCAUCUCAUCACUUGCUCCCCCACAUUAA